Molecule: messenger RNA, 1841 nt
Organism: Penaeus chinensis
Lineage: Eukaryota; Metazoa; Arthropoda; Malacostraca; Decapoda; Penaeidae
Gene: Paics
Product: multifunctional protein ADE2-like
Exons: 9
Coding region: 150-1424 (424 amino acids)
Biological process (GO): 'de novo' IMP biosynthetic process
Molecular function (GO): phosphoribosylaminoimidazolesuccinocarboxamide synthase activity
Source: RefSeq, a predicted model, not a curated record
AAAUUGUCAACCCCCCUGUAGUUUCCAGGAGCCGGCCGGGGUUUGCAGGACUCAGGAUAAGGCAACGCAACUAGCAACACUUCCUUGUGAACGCGGGCCGAGGAAAGGUGUUUGCGUGGUUGUUACGAGGUUUUUAAGGAGUGGUCACUAUGGCAGAGGUCGUCCAGGGAGCGCUUAUAAUCGAGGGCAAGACCAAGAGUGUGUAUGAGGCGCAGGGAGACAGCGCGCACGUGUUGGUGGUGAACAAGGACCGCAUCACGGCCGGCGACGGCGCCCGGGCACAUGACCUUGAGGGAAAGGCCGCCAUCUCCAAUGCCACGAACGGGAAAGUCUUCACCUUCUUGAACGAGGCGGGGAUCAAGACCUCGUGGGAGAAGACGUUAUCUGAGAAGACCUACUUGUCCCGCAAAUGCCACAUGAUCCCCCUCGAAUGGGUCACACGGAGGGUUGCAACGGGGUCCUUCCUACGCCGCCACCCGGGGGUCGCUGAGGGAUACCGCUUCACGCCGCCCAAGAUGGAAACUUUCUUCAAGGAUGAUGCUAAUCAUGACCCUCAGUGGAGUGAGGAGCAGGUUAUCGAUGCCAAGCUUGAAAUUGGAGGCGUGGUCAUUGGUCGCUAUGAGUACGAUAUAAUGGCGAAAACAACUGUUGCCGUGUUUGAGGUGCUCGAGCGGGCGUGGGCAUCACUGGAUUGUGCUCUUAUUGAUAUGAAGAUUGAGUUUGGCAUUGACGCCGAGACCAAAGAAAUUCUUGUGUCCGAUACCAUUGACUCAGAUUCCUGGAGACUUUGGCCUUCUGGUGACAAAAGGCUGAUGAAGGACAAACAGGUUUACCGUAAUCUUGAGAGUGUUACAGAAGAGGCUCUUGAUCAGGUGAAGAGGAACUUCCAGUGGGUUGCAGAUAAGCUGGAUGCGUUUAUACCAAAACCAAAAGGCUUGGUUGUCGUGUUGAUGGGCUCCAAAUCUGACACGCCACACUGUGAAAAGAUUAGAGACCACUGCAAGAAACUGGGUGUCCCCUGCCAACUCCGUGUAACCUCUGCUCACAAGGGCACAGAGGAAAGCCUUGCCAUUAUUGCACAAUAUGAAGGUCUUGGAAUCCCACUGGUGUUUGUGGCUGUUGCGGGUCGUAGUAAUGGUUUGGGCCCAGUUACCUGCGCUAACACCUGCGCACCUGUCAUUAACUGCCCGCCCCUCAAGCCCGAGGAGCUCUCCAGAGAUGUAUGGUCAUCCCUCAACCUCCCGUCAGGCAUGGGUUGCGGGACGGUCCUUUAUCCAGAGGGAGCUGCACAGACUGCUGCAACCAUGCUAGCUUUGAGCGACCAUGUAAUUUGGUCCAAAAUCCGUGCAAAACAAUUGAAUCUUUGGGUCACCCUCAAAAAGGCUGACAAGGAGAUUUGUCAGACGAAUCAAGCUGCUGCAUAACUUUCAUUCUUCAACUACAAAUUAUUCCUCUUUGUUGCAAGCACAAAUGCAAGAGGUUAUGCUCAAUGACUAUAAUUACAUAUGUUAUAUAGACAAAGCUUUUCUCUAAUCCUUAAAUGUAUUAGACAAGUACAAAACCUAAAGUAUAUAUUAAACUUGAAACCUGAUACAUAAUGCCAGAAUAUCAACAUCAAAAAGCAUUUGUAAGGUCAUUACAAAAUGUAUUUUUGAACUUUGUAAAGGGUUCCUUGCUCCUUGAUAUCCUGCUGUAUACAAAGUGAUUACUAAAUAUGUUCCUCCUCUGUAUUUUCAGCCCUCGCCUCAACUUAUUUUACAUGUUUUUUUCUUUCUUCUGUCCACUUAUCCCAAUUGUUAAUUCAUAUUUACACUUUUUGCCACAAUACAUUGUCAAAAUGC